UAUCAUCACGUUCCCAGUCUCGCUCCCAGUCAUCCUGCAUCGCCGUUUCUGCGUAUAAAAGAGCGGUCUGCUUCCGAAGUCAAAAGCAGCCAAGACUUCCGGCCACAUCAUGAAGGCGCCCGUGCUGUUUAUUCUCUUCGUGGGAAGCGCUCUGGGAAAGUCCACGCGAGGGACCGCCGCCUUCACAGUCGCGCACACUGAGGCGGCGCAGAAUGGCCCUUUCAUAACAUUCACCGACUAUGCACCUGACCUUAAUGAAUACGACUACGACAAUGCCAUUAAGAGUGUCUAUCAAACCGGCAUGUGGGUGUACUACGAGAAUGUGCAGUACAACCAGCAACCGGGCAGAGUCUACUGGGUCCACGGGAUCGAAAUCUCUGCAGACUUUCCUAGCGAUUAUUCGUACAUGGCCUCUUCGCUGAAGUUCGUCGGCAGCCCUGAGACUAUGGACGCGGAUGGAUUCACAGUGUUCGAAGGCACGGCUUUCACGGGCAGCGAAUUUUACAGUGAAUCGGAUGCCGCCGAUCUGGGACCCCUGACUAGACGUGGCUCCUCCAUCAUCAUCACAGGAACCAGCCCCUGGACUUUCUACAGCGACAACUACUGGUCUGGGCGGCACAUGUGUCUCUUUCCCAACAUCCACGACGAAGGAACCAACGGCGAGGUUCUGAACUUUGGCAUGUAUCCUAAUGUGGAAGACCUCGGCAUCAUGGACGACAGCAUCGGCUCGGUGCGGAAAGGAUGCUGGAUCCCGAGUGAGGUCGAGGCCGAGCCACUGAAGGCCGAGCACCUCAAGGCCGAGUACAGGGGGAAGAAUGGAGCUUGGGGAAUCCUGGAGCCUUAAGCAGCCUGGCAGGGUAUGGUAGGGGGGGGGAGGAGACUUCUGCCCCACGGUUGUUGUCGUCGAGUUCAGCAGGUUAUUGUUAUUGUCAACAAAUAAACAGUGUAAUGCCCUUAA
Messenger RNA from Penaeus indicus, 958 nucleotides. RefSeq lists its product as uncharacterized. NCBI's taxonomy places the organism in Eukaryota, Metazoa, Arthropoda, Malacostraca, Decapoda, Penaeidae. The record is from RefSeq and is a predicted model, not a curated record. The transcript is spliced from 6 exons. Bases 110 to 844 code for a protein of 244 amino acids.